AUGCCUACAUAUGGAAAAAUAAAUUGUAUUCCGCAUACGAUAUUCAGGAUCUCGAGGCGAAACAAAAUCACAACACAAUGUUCUGUUUCAAGUCCAAAAACUUUUUUUGCUUCAUCUAUCAAUCAACAUCAAGUAGAAAUUUCUUCUCUUCCUAUGAUACAUAAUUUUUCGUGUCAAAACAUCAUGCAGACACCAUCGGGUGGUUAUUGUGAGGCAACAUCUGAAAAAUUUUGCCUUCUUUUCUCCCUCUCGGACAAAUAUCUUAUAAGUAGCGAUCCCAUUGCAUCCCGAAAACUGUCAUCCACUUCAUUUGCUUUACUUUGCUCUUCUCUUCAACAUGAAAUUGAAAACUGA
Messenger RNA from Clunio marinus, 354 nucleotides. The record is from the annotation of a GenBank genome assembly. Lineage: Eukaryota; Metazoa; Arthropoda; Insecta; Diptera; Chironomidae.